CUCACUGAAUUUUUAUAACUAUUGUGACUGACAUUAAGGUCUAAAUAAUUCUUUAUCUUUCAUGUCAAAUCGUGAUGUUCCGAUAAGAAAGGUAUCUGGUAGUUAUAGAAGAUUGGAGACGUAGUAAAAAUGGAAACUCAUCUUGCUUUAGUAUUGUUAUUUUCGGUGUCAGCAUUGUCAGCGACUGCCAGUGACAUUUGCAUCUGUAACAAAGCUGCAAACUUACUCCCUGUCUUUGAUCAAGACCAGGAAAUAAUUGGCGACUUGAAGCCGAAUGAUUGCAAAGCUUAUGUUAUUCAAAAUAAUGUAGAUCAAGGAUGGUUGACAGUAGAGUUCAACGGAAAGACAGGAUAUGUUAAACAGCAUGACGUCAUUGCUGAUCUUUGCAUGAAAACGCAAUAUGAAGGUCUAGAUCCCACAGAUAUGCCAGUUACUGAUAUACCUGUCAUGCCUGUACAGGGUGUCAACAAUACUGUGAUUACAAAUAUAACAUAUAUAACUAACAUCACCAACAUUGUCAACACCAACACAACUACCAAUACUGGAAACAAUACCCACGUGCAUGGUAACAUAUCACUGUCACAUGCAUUACUAGGCAACCCAAAAUUGUGUCCACCAUACGUAAUACAAGGGGCUCACAAUAACGGAUACGUGUUAACUCAACACGGUCAUGCUUGCUACGAGAUAUGUUCAGAUAGGGUGGGCUGGAACCAUGCACAGAUGUUAUGUAAGGAACGCGGCGGACACCUGGUCACCAUACAUAAUGACAAAGAGAACACGUACUUACAGCACCUACUUAAUCAUACCUAUGUGCAUAAAGUUUGGAUUGGACUUAAUGAUAAGGCUCACGAGGAACAUUUUAAAUGGGUUACAGGUGAGAACGAUACAUACAUGCACUGGAAGCCUCAUCAUAGGAAGAGUCCGGACCACAAUCAUGAGGACUGUGUUGUAAUGUUCUCCAAUGGAUAUUGGGACGAUGUAGCAUGCGGUAUGCAUGCAUCAAACGGCACACAUCAUAAUUAUGCCUAUGUUUGUGAAUACGUUGCUCAUAACAACGCCCAUAUCAUCGGAUGAUUGUGAUAAUUUCGUAUCUGAACUAGUAGAAUCUUUUCUAAAUACAUAAUUUUAGAACUGUU
Molecule: messenger RNA, 1136 nt
Organism: Ruditapes philippinarum (Manila clam)
Lineage: Eukaryota; Metazoa; Mollusca; Bivalvia; Venerida; Veneridae
Exons: 8
Coding region: 130-1074 (314 amino acids)
Source: RefSeq, a predicted model, not a curated record